Molecule: messenger RNA, 1916 nt
Organism: Aspergillus melleus
Lineage: Eukaryota; Fungi; Ascomycota; Eurotiomycetes; Eurotiales; Aspergillaceae
Exons: 7
Coding region: 1-1887 (628 amino acids)
Biological process (GO): L-arabinose metabolic process
Molecular function (GO): alpha-L-arabinofuranosidase activity
Source: RefSeq, a predicted model, not a curated record
AUGGUCGCUUUCUCGACGCUUUCGGGCCUCGGUGCCCUUUCCUUCCUGCUUCCUCUGGUCCAGCGGGCCAGCGGGCUCUCCUUGGAGGUCUCCAAGGAUGGAGGCAACUCCUCCAGCUCGCUGCUCUAUGGCUUUAUGUUUGAGGACAUCAACCAUUCCGGCGACGGCGGUAUCUAUGGCCAAAUGCUGCGCAACAACGGUCUGCAGGGCUCCUCGCCAGAUCUUACCGCGUGGCGCUCUGUUGGAGAUGCCUCGAUCGCUGUGGACUCGGAUAACCCACUCACCACGGCCAUCCCGCACACCCUGCGUCUGGAUGUGAACAAGGACGCCAGCGGCCAGGUCGGUUUCUCCAAUGAAGGUUACUGGGGCAUUCCGGUGGACGGGUCCGAGUUCCAGAGCGCUUUCUGGAUCAAGGGCAAGUUCUCCGGCGACAUCACUGUUCGUCUCGUUGGAAACUACACUGGCACGGAAUACGCGUCGAAGACCUUCGCCCAGGAGUCCAAGGCGGAUGAGUUCACGAAGGCCACCGUCAAGUUCCCUACGGAGAAGGCGCCAGAUGGUGCGGUUGUCUACGAGAUCACGGUCGACGGUAGCGAUCUGCAGGGGUCCUCGUUGUAUUUCGGGUUCGUGGAGCUGUUCCCAGAGACCUACAAGUCGCGGGCCAAUGGACUGCGACCUCAACUUGCUAAAAACUUGGAGGCUGUCAAGGGUUCUUUCCUACGUUUCCCGGGUGGUAACAACCUGGAGGGCAACGAUGAAGGAACCCGCUGGAAGUGGAAUGAAACCAUCGGUCCCGUCGAGGAACGUCCCGGUCGGCCUGGAACGUGGGAGUACUACAACACCGACGGACUUGGCCUCGACGAGUACCUGUACUGGUGCGAGGAUAUGGGUCUGGCCCCCAUCCUGGAUGUUUAUGCCGGUUUCUCUCUCGGGUCUGGUGGUAACACCCCGUUCACCGGCGACGCCUUGAAGCCGUACAUUGACGAAGUUCUGAACGAGCUCGAAUACGUUCUUGGUGACUCCAGCACCACGUAUGGCGGUCAACGCGCUGCCAACGGACGUAAAGAGCCCUGGGACGUGACCAUCGUGGAAAUCGGCAACGAAGAUAACCUUGGCGGCGGCUGCGAAUCCUACGCCGAGCGCUUCACUGCCUACUACGACGCCAUUCACGAAGCGUACCCCGACCUGACUCUCAUCGCUAGCACCGAUAACUCCUCCUGCCUGCCCGAGAAACUCCCCGAGGGCGUCUGGCUGGACUGGCACAACUACAACACGCCCGAGGGCCUCGUUUCCCAGUUCAACAAGUUCGACAACAAUGACCGUUCUGUGCCCUACUUUAUCGGCGAAUACUCUCGCCAGGAGGGCGACUGGCCUGACAUGGAGGGUGCCGUGUCCGAAGCUGUCUUCAUGAUCGGAUUGGAGAGGAACAGCGACGUGGUUAAGAUGGCUGCCUACGCUCCUCUUCUGCAGCUGGUCAACUCGACUCAGUGGACUCCCAACCUCGUCGCCUUCACACAAUCCCCUGAAAUGGUCCACGAAACAACCAGCUACUACGUCCAGCAGAUGUUCUCCGCCAACCGCGGCGACACCAUCAAGGAAGUCAAAUCCGACUCGGCCUUCGGACCCGUCUACUGGGUCGCCUCGAGCGCCGACGACACGUACUAUGUGAAGCUGGCCAAUUUCGGCAAGGACACCCAGGACGUCAGCGUGUCGAUCGACGGAUUGUCGACGGGCAAAUUGACCGUCGUGGCGGAUGACGAUCCGGAGGCUUAUAACUCGGACGCGCAGACUCUGGUCACACCGUCGGAGAAGGACGUGCAGGCGGAGAGCGGGAAGUUCUCGUUUACUUUGCCUGCUUGGUCGGUUGCUGUUUUGGCUGCUAAUUAGCAAGGGUGUCAAUGUAUAUAAUGUUGGUG